Falco peregrinus (peregrine falcon) is the source of this 3430-nucleotide messenger RNA. RefSeq lists its product as uncharacterized. The record is from RefSeq and is a predicted model, not a curated record. Bases 485 to 2623 code for a protein of 712 amino acids. NCBI's taxonomy places the organism in Eukaryota, Metazoa, Chordata, Aves, Falconiformes, Falconidae. The transcript has 3 exons.
GAAGGCAGCGGGCAUAGCCUCUGCCUUGGGUGCUGGUGCAUGACAGGGCUUCUGCAGUGCGGCAGUUUCCUCCCUGUGCGCUGACAGGCUUUCCCUGAGUUUAACUAGCAUACUCGUGAAAUAAAUCCCUGCAGACAAACACCACAUUCACGGAUUACAGAGCAGCCCUACAUCUGUCAGCCGGGAUGGGCUUCUCCCAUCUUCUGCAAUUUGCUUGGAGAAUAGGAUCAUGUGGAGCAGAAGACCCAGAGGCUUGAGCUCAUGUACCCGGCAAGGAUGUGUGCUCACGGUGUGCUGGGCUGUCUGCACGUGCCUUGCUCUCCUUCAAAGCCAACAGGGGCCUGUUCUCACUGGGAAGCUGCAUCACCUUUAGGCCAGAGCUGCUCAAAGAACCAGUUUAGACAAGAUUCCUGUGUCCAGUGUUUUCAGUCUGGCAUCUUUUACCACCACUAAAUGCAAAGCUUUUAAUUAAUAAUAGACUAAGAUGCCUAGAGCAAAGACUACCAUUAUGAACUGUAAAUGCAUGCGGUAUCAGUCACAUAGCAUCAUAAGGCUUCUUGGCUCUCUUGCAAUAUGUAUGUUGACAAGCAAGAGUGUUGGCAAUGGAAGGUGCAAUGAUGCCAGUUCACUUCACAUGGAUCUCUCCAAGCUUGUGACCUGGGCACACACCCAUGGGACCAUAUGCAAUCAAAUCCCGGUCUUGAAAACUGCGCAGAACUUUCCUAGCAAGGACAAUUCUAUUCUGUGGAUGUGUGGAGUUGGACAUGCAUAUCACUGGCAGUGUGGACAUUUGUAUGUCAGAAUCAGAGAAGAGAAUGAAGCUGUAGAAAGCAGAAAGAGGUUAGUAUCAUCUGAGGUUUCACCGCGGGAAGCUAACUUAGAUGAAAAGAGGUUCAGGAUGACUCCGUCUUUUGAGAGGGCUAAAGCAGAUGCUGUUGACACAGGGUCACGUAGCAAAUCACCAGAGGUCACUCAGCAGCAAGAUAAAUGCUACCUACUAUAUAAUGAACUAUCACCCAGAGAAAAUAAGAACCCCAGUAAAUCCGUGAAAUCAUGCUUUACAGCAGCGCAGCAUUUGUCGGUAUCUGGUAGUGAAGUCAAAACUGACGGAUAUAAGGUGAAGCCAGAAAGCAACGAAGAGCUACAAAUCAUCUCUGAUGAUGAACAGUGCAAAUCAGAGGAUGAUGACCAACAAGACCAGUUCAAUGAGUAUAAUCUGGCAGAAUCACCAGUGAAAAGUGGAACUGCUGAGGUAAAUUUGCAAAUGCAUCAGAGUCAGAAGAAGGCAUUUGACAAGUUGACAGCCACCCAGAUGUCUGGUUUUGAUGCUACAGGAAAACCACCCCAAACUCUUGCCUGCAUUCUAAAAUCCCCUGGCAGCGAUCAGGAGAGCCUGGACAGCAGCUUCUUGAUGUUAGGUCCUCUUAAUCCUGCAGGGUCCAUAACUGAAACUUCAAGAGCAAGAAAUUCCUUUGAGUCAACAAUACCACAAGAACAUUUAAAAUCUGUUCCUGUCUCCAACAUUGAAGAAAAGGCCCAACUUGAGUCACCCACUUCUGUGUCUUUCUUUGAGUUUGAAGCCACUGUAGAUGUCCAGCAGGAACUCGAGCUGAGCCCUUCUGAGCCUGGCACACCAGGAAUAGGCUUAAGCGGGAACGUUACUGAAAACCCUGCCAAGGAAAGUGAGCCGUCACAAUCUGGGCAUGCUCCUCAUCUUUCAGCCUCACUGAGUUCAGAGAGCAAGAACACCGACCACCCACCUGCCUUUCUAAACAAAAAUGUAUUGAAGUGGGAUGUAAAGAGAAACCGUAACACUGGCGAUAUAAAAACUUUCAGAGACUGGCUGGUUUUACAUUGCCCUUCUGAAAUGCGCGAGAUCCAUAAGCUGCCACCUGAAGACCUCGAUAAUUACCUGGCCUUGUUCUACAGUUCUGUAAAGAGACAGAACGGUGGAGAUUUUUCCGCCCGUUCUUUGCACUCCUUUCAAAGUAACAUCAAGAGAUACCUCAAGGAUCACAACUACAAGUAUAGCCUGGCUAACGGGUUGGAAUUCAGAGCGUCUCAGGAAGCCUUGAAACUGAAACUUCAGCACCUAUGUCAGAAAGAGAGAGAGGAGGAGUGGAGUCUUUUGGAGAACCUGACAGAUGAAGAUGUGCAAAAUCUUCGUAGGAAGGGACUUUUAAGUAAGAUGCACCCUCAGGGCUUUUUGCACCUCAUAUUCACAAAUCUCAUUAGGGCGUUUGGGGCCAGUACACACAGUCAGAGCCACAGUCUGUACUGGGGACAGCUUGUGCUAAAAAAGAAUGAGCAAGAGCUGGAAUACUUGGAGUGGCUGGAUGACCUGAGUGCAGAGGUAAGUGCAGGGGAGUCAGGUCCACGUCUCUUUGCCAAGCCUGAGGAUCCAGAUAACUGUCCGGUCACAGAUUAUAAGGAGUAUGCCAAGAGGAGGCCGCAGGAUAUGCUUCAUUACUACAAUCCGCUUUACCUGGCUCCCAAACCUCUGUGCUCCAUAUGGGACCAGAUAUGGUAUUGCAGGAAGUCACUGACAAAAAGCAAAUUGGAAAAGAUCUUGAAAGUUAUUAUCCAUGAGGUCAGGGGACCUGUAAAGACAUCCAACAAAUAAUGGUGCCCAUUUAGGUUCUGCUGUGUCACUUGUUGAUACGUGCAUAUUUCAAAGUCGUCUUUGAAGGGUUUAAGUGGCAGUAGUUUGUAUAGGUUGAGGAGAACAUCCUUCUCUUUCAGUUUCACCUCAGAACAUAAGUCAUCUACGUAUUUGCAUCGCCUUAGCUUUCAGGUUAAUUGAAAAACUUCUAUUGUUCUUUCUAUUAAUGAAAUUGAUAAUUCAGUAAGUUAAGAGACUCCUCUUAGGUUUCACAUUUGCAAAACGAGUUCAUAUCCUACUGAUUUAUUAAUGACAUGAGAAAAUAGCUAAUGUUAACGUGGGGAGGGCUCAGCAGCUGAACAGCUUGGCUAGGAGUUCGAGCUGCGCUCGUAUUUAGGGGAGCUGGCACGUACACAGCGCUGAGUCUAUACGAUAAGCCUAUGGUAAGGGGAUAAGUAACACGAGUUAGUUCUGGGGUGGAAGGAGAACGCUGAAACACCACAUUUGCCAGUUGCUAAUCUGUGUUGCACAGGAAUGCUUUCAGCGAGGUUCUUGUUGGGUUUUUUUUUUCUUAGUGAAAGAUUUGUAGAUUGAAGAAGUUGAGACUGUGGUUUAAAAAGUUACUUAAAAUGGCUGACAGCAUUGAAAAAUUUUACAGUGUUUUUCCCCAGAGUGCUAAAUAGAGUUACGUAAAUAGAUGUUGGUAGGUGCAGUUCACUUUUUUUUUGGCUGUUCAAGCACCAUUCAGUCAAUAUUGUUGUCUGACAGUCUAGUCAAGCUGUUGGGUUGCGCUGUUGACAUAACCGAAUUAAAAAACCAUUUUACUCU